AUGGCGGUUGCAUUAGACGACGUCAGGGCGUACACAAAAGUAACGAGCAUGAGUCUGCGGGGUCGAAAUCCCUACGCCUACGUGAUCACCGGACUUUACUUCCCCAACCUCUCCGACGACCUUGUGAAAACCGUCGGAGAAAACCAAACAUCCGAGUGGCAAGCAUAUUUCAUUCAAAAUGCAGAACGAUUUGCUAGCCAAGCCUAUGCGAAAGGCAAUUCACCAAAGUGCUCCGUCUGA
Molecule: messenger RNA, 240 nt
Organism: Dibothriocephalus latus
Lineage: Eukaryota; Metazoa; Platyhelminthes; Cestoda; Diphyllobothriidea; Diphyllobothriidae
Source: the annotation of a GenBank genome assembly